AUAAAAUCGGUACAUGUUCGGCCUCUUGCUCACUUUGCAACUUCAUUAGUGCCACUGAUCAGCUCUAAAUCAGAUUAAAGUUUCUUUUGUGCAAGUUAGAAAAUCUUUCAGUAAACAACAAUUCAAAAUGUGCGAAGAAGAUGUUGCCGCUCUUGUCGUUGACAACGGAUCCGGAAUGGUCAAAGCCGGAUUCGCUGGCGAUGACGCACCACGAGCAGUGUUUCCUUCAAUUGUCGGACGUCCCCGUCAUCAAGGAGUCAUGGUCGGCAUGGGCCAGAAAGACUCGUACGUCGGAGACGAGGCGCAGAGCAAGCGUGGAAUCCUGACUCUCAAAUACCCGAUUGAGCACGGAAUCGUGACCAACUGGGAUGACAUGGAGAAGAUCUGGCACCACACCUUCUAUAACGAACUCCGAGUUGCUCCAGAGGAACACCCGGUGCUCCUAACAGAAGCACCUUUGAACCCGAAGGCAAACAGGGAAAAAAUGACUCAGAUCAUGUUCGAAACCUUCAAUUCACCAGCUAUGUACGUGGCCAUCCAAGCUGUCCUGUCUCUGUAUGCCUCUGGGCGAACAACUGGAAUCGUGAUGGACUCUGGUGAUGGUGUCUCCCACACAGUGCCUAUCUACGAGGGAUACGCACUGCCUCAUGCCAUCAUCCGACUGGAUCUUGCCGGCCGAGAUCUUACAGACUACUUGAUGAAGAUCCUGACUGAGCGUGGAUACUCCUUUACCACCACUGCCGAGCGAGAAAUCGUGCGAGACAUCAAGGAGAAGCUGGCCUACACUGCCCUCGAUUUCGAACAAGAGAUGCAAACAGCUGCUUCCAGCUCCAGCCUCGAGAAGUCGUACGAGCUGCCCGACGGCCAGGUAAUCACAAUUGGCAACGAACGAUUCCGAUGCCCAGAGACCCUCUUCCAACCCGCCUUCAUCGGAAUGGAAUCUGCAGGAAUUCACGAGACAACGUACAACUCAAUCAUGAAGUGCGAUGUCGACAUCCGAAAGGAUCUCUACGCCAACACCGUGUUGUCUGGAGGUACUACAAUGUUCCCCGGAAUCGCCGACCGAAUGCAAAAGGAAAUCUCAGCCCUGGCUCCACCAACCAUGAAGAUUAAGAUCAUCGCUCCUCCCGAAAGGAAGUGCUCGGUCUGGAUCGGAGGAUCCAUCUUGGCUUCUCUGUCUACCUUCCAGCAGAUGUGGAUCUCGAAGCAGGAAUACGAUGAGUCUGGACCCUCGAUUGUGCACCGAAAAUGCUUCUAAGUUGUAACAAAAAAUGUGAUUAAUUUGUACAAUGAAAUGAACUGAUCUUGCCAUAUUGAAACUUUAAUUUAUACAAAUAAAAUUUAUGGCAAAAUAUUUAAAACAGAAGUAAAGAUUUUAUAUUUUU
This is a messenger RNA of Symsagittifera roscoffensis, 1385 nucleotides long. Its product is annotated as actin, non-muscle 6.2-like. The transcript has 3 exons. The coding region runs from base 128 to 1258 and encodes 376 amino acids. The record is from RefSeq and is a predicted model, not a curated record. Lineage: Eukaryota; Metazoa; Xenacoelomorpha; Acoela; Convolutidae.